Lytechinus variegatus (green sea urchin) is the source of this 1161-nucleotide messenger RNA. RefSeq names its product snaclec agglucetin subunit beta-1-like. The coding region runs from base 119 to 895 and encodes 258 amino acids. The transcript has 6 exons. The record is from RefSeq and is a predicted model, not a curated record. NCBI's taxonomy places the organism in Eukaryota, Metazoa, Echinodermata, Echinoidea, Temnopleuroida, Toxopneustidae.
UAGAGACCGAAACACCGCAUAUCAUUUGUAUUUCAAAAAGUCUGGAUAAGAUACACAGCGAUAGAAACUACAGAGGGAAUUUUAUCUUGCAUGUUUUAUUUCUCAACGAGAUUUGAACAUGAUGAUAAUGAAGGGUUUCUGCAGAGAUGCCGAUUUUGUUAAAUCUCUUUUCGCUGCCAUUACUACGUCAGUGUGGGUUCUCCUAUCAAUUCUGUGUCUGUUUACAAUUCAAGGAAAUGCGCAGAUAUGCAACACGCCAGAAUGGUUGGUGUACGAAAAUAAGGAGUAUCUCUUCGCGCACUAUGAUGACAGCACCUACGACUACGCUCUGUUUUAUUGCCAAUCACAGGGUGCACACCUCCCAGUUGUCACGUCCCAUCAACAAAAUGCAUUCUUGAAUACUUUUACCAACAAAUUGUCUGUGUUCACCUACUGGAUUGGCCUGAAUGAUAUGGAUAAUGAUGGCAUCUUCACGUGGGUUAAUAACGUCGACCUGCAAGAAUCAGGGUAUACAAACUUUGUGUCACUACCACAACAAGGAAAUUGCAUCAAAAUAUCACCGAACCAUUCUGGACAGUGGUUUGAUAGCGAUUGUGCUUCCCAGUCGAGCUUCAUUUGUCAACGUCCUGCGGAUUCUCGCUGUUCUUGGCACCAGCUCGGGCAAUACUUUUAUCGCUUCAUGGGGGAAUUGACCACUUUUGAUGAAGCCGAAACGAAGUGCAUCAACCUUGGUGGAAGAUUGGCAAUUAUCAGCUCGUCGGAAAUUAAUAUGUUCCUUACAGAGGUUGUAUCACCAGCCCUUUCAACUGCUCAUUGUUACUGGUUUGGGCUGAGUCAAAGCUCAGACAGCGACCAAUUUACCUGGAGCGAUGGUACUCAACUAAGGCGAGUAUAACAUUUUUUUUCAAUCUACAUUAUGUGGUCCAAACAAACAAUACUGUAUUGUUCCAGAAGUUAUGGCAAUAUAUCGCCACUAGUUUAUUUUCUUGUAAAAUUAAUAGUCAGUGGAAAAUUCUUCCGGAAACAAUAAUUUUACUCGUGUUAUAAAUUCUGAUAGAAUUCAAAUUCUAACAUAUUCCGAUUAAUUUUGGCGAAUAAAUUGCCCAUACCUCGAUGUUCGUUUAUCCGAAAACGAAAAAGGGUCCGUUAAUCCGAACAUUU